Messenger RNA from Trypanosoma theileri, 1971 nucleotides. RefSeq names its product translation initiation factor 2D. Gene Ontology annotation, biological process: translational initiation; formation of translation preinitiation complex. The coding region runs from base 1 to 1971 and encodes 656 amino acids. The record is from RefSeq and is a predicted model, not a curated record. Lineage: Eukaryota; Euglenozoa; Kinetoplastea; Trypanosomatida; Trypanosomatidae. Gene Ontology annotation, molecular function: translation initiation factor activity. The transcript has a single exon.
AUGUUUCACAAAAAACACACGGUAAAGGGUCAGGAAGCGGUAAGCAAGAAAGAAUCUAAGAGAAUUAGAGAAACUAUUUUUGGUUAUUUUGGAAAAGAUUAUUUAGAAUGUUUGGAGUCGUUUUGGAAAAAAAGUGAUGCCGUGACCCAAAUAACUUGGGAUUUUUCGACAGGUGGUUCUGCUUCAUUUUAUUUGGUUAACAAAAUUCCCUUAGUUAUAUCAACUUCUUCUUUACCUGAUGAUUCUAACGGUUUAUUACCAAGGGGUGAGAUCGUUUUUAUUCCGACAUUAUUUUUUCUCAUGAUAAUGAGAGCUUACUACAAAGGUGAAGAUGUCACCCAUACCACAUACUUUGGUUCAAGUGUUUGGACAAGAGGUGCAACGUCAGAGUAUAUCCUAUCGGGAGCACACCUUAUGAUGCCUGGUAUUCUUGACUUAAAAGUACAAAAUGAUAAGCUCCUUCGUGUGGGUGAAAUAGUUUUUAUUUUUACAGCGGGAAUGUCUUGGCCUUAUGGAAUAGGAUUGGCAACAUCAGAUCUUGUAAAUUCAUCUCAACGAGGAAGGGGAGUAUAUGUACUUCAUUCUUACCGUGAUUCUCUAUGGGAUUCUUAUUUUAUGGUAUUUAACACAAGUUGGGCAUCUAUUACUCCUGCAUUACCAGUAGAGUUUCAGGAAACUCUUGUUAAUGAAAGAUUACUGCAAAGUGAAGAUAUUCAAAAUGAAGUUACUAAUGAAGAAAAUGGAGUGGAAAAUGAAGAGAAGGAAAUAUAUGAAGUAACAGAAACAACAGGGUCAGAUAUUUGUGAUGAUGAGGACCUUUUAAUAAAAUCCACAUUAGAGAGGCUUUCUACUGACGAUGCUUUACUGGAUUUUGCACUUUGUGAAGCAAUUAAGGGAAUUACAAAGUCGAUGCUUCCUCUUCCCCUUACUGAAUUUUCUCCACUUUUACUUUCCAAUUAUCCAAGAAUUCCAGGAGAAACAAUGCAAAUUGAUCUUAAACAAACAAAACACAAAAAAAUGCUUUCUUACCUUCGUCUUCGAAGUGAUGCUCUUACUGUUUCUGAAAUCAGUAAGGGUGUUUUUUCUGUUGUGCAAAUAAAUAAAUCUUGUGAAUUAUUUCGUAAACAUCGUUUAGACUACGGUGAAUUCUUACAACAAGUUCAUGAACCUGCAAAAGAAAUGGAAAUUUUAGAAGCUGAACAGCAAGCACUUCGAGAAGGUGGUAAAGGGUAUAUUAAACGACGUAUAGUUUCUAUUGAAACUUUAUUUUCUCCACGAGGUGGAGAUGCCAUGGAAUUAAAACGUAUUAUUUGUACAGGAUUAUUUGAUAAUGAAAUUCAACAAAACUUUCUUUAUUCAAAGGAUAUCGAUAAUGAUUUUUUGGAUGAACUUUACUCGCGGAAAAGUUUGUCUGAAAAUCUUAGAAAAUACAUUAUUGGGAAGGGUCUUUUAAAAAUAGAAGGUAAAGGUGAGGGUUCUCCCUUUGUUGAGUUGACUGGAGCUCUUUCAUUUUUAAGAAAAGAUUCUGUUAGUCAGCUUAGGAUUACAGAAAUUGAAAAUUUUAUUUUUCAACACCUGUAUACUUCUGUACAUCAAAUUAUAAUUGAAGCGAAUCCAGUUAUCAACGGUGUUGUGACAUCAAAGUCUUUUUUUACAAGAAUUACAAGGAGAAACAAGUUACCCAAAAUUCUUAUUUAUACAGAAAAACGACAGGGAAACAAGAUAGUUACAGUAGUUAAGUACUUGGAUACAUACGGUUUUGAUCUUUCGGCAUUGGCAAAUCAAUGGAAGCAGCUAUUUUCAACAUCAUGUUGUGUACAUGAUCCAUCCAAAGAUUUCCAGAAACUAAAGCAGGGAACGAAGGUAACUCUGGAACUUCAUCUUGGAGGUGGAUGGUUGUCUAAGCUUACAACUGUGUUGGAAAAAGAAUUAGGGCUUCCUCAACAUUUGAUCACAGCAGCUUCUAAGUAA